Messenger RNA from Athalia rosae (coleseed sawfly), 4432 nucleotides. RefSeq lists its product as uncharacterized. The transcript is spliced from 5 exons. Bases 186 to 3539 code for a protein of 1117 amino acids. NCBI's taxonomy places the organism in Eukaryota, Metazoa, Arthropoda, Insecta, Hymenoptera, Athaliidae. The record is from RefSeq and is a predicted model, not a curated record.
CCAGAUAAUUAUUCGUUUUGGUAGCAAUGAUAAUUUCAAACAUUGUUCAUAUUAACGGGUCUCUGAUGCCGUUGGACUCGAUAUGCUUAAAGCCGUAUAAAUUUUAUAAUAUUCCAAGCAACGUGUGCCGAUAGAGUAUUAUUCGCAGCUGCGAAAGGUACUGCUGCCUAAACUGUAUUACGGAUAUGAAUUAUUCCAUGGAGAAAGUUCAAGCAAUCCAACGGAAAUCAACACGUGACAUUUCGAAACACUGUCUACCUGGCAGCAGUGUACAGCAAUCUUUUAAUGAUACGAAUCAUCACACCAAACAUGCAAUAUCUCAAUGCAAUCAUUUGCAGCAAGUAGAUUAUAAGACUGACUCUGCUGUGGCCCAGGAUUUGGGAUGCCAGAAGGAUUUCAAACAAUCUUCUAUUAUCCUAGCAGGAAAUUCACCCAGAGAAAGUCAGUUUCAUAGAUCUGUAGAUUCAUUUUAUGACUCGAGACAUUCUACCAUUCUGGCUGGCCAAUUGGAUUGCAAAAAUGUUUCAAAGGGUACCAAAAAUGUAACAAUCAGAAUAAAAAAAGCUACAACUGAGUUAGAUAGCAACAGUAAAAAAAUUACUGAAAUAACAUUGGAUUCAGAUUGUGAGGAUAUAACUGGCUAUUCAGAGAAAGCUACAAAUGAGUCAGUUGGAAACAACAGAAGAAUCAAGAAUACCAUGAGAGAUUCCGAUGAUAGGAACAUUGAGAAUCAAUCACAGGAUGUGGAAUCAUCUUGCUAUGCAGAUAGUCUCGAAGUUCAAAGAGAAGUAUCUCUAAAAAGUGAGACUGAACAGGAUUCUUCGGAAGUGAAAAAUUGUUACAUGUCAGGUAAAUCUCUACAGAUUUCACCUCAUAGCAAUAACAAAGGUCUACAAAAUGUUUUCUUCAGCAAAGUCGAAAAACAACAUCAUGAUGCAUUGGACAAUCCAAAUGUAGGUCAGAUUUCUAGAUUUCCUAGGGUCAGGUGCAUUGAAAAAGUUAAUUUUCCGUUACAAAACUUUAAAAUACGAUCAAGAGAACAUCAAUCACGAUUGGAUACUAUUUCGAAGGAUAAAAAUGAUAACAUACAACAGAAAUCGAAUAAUUCCGAAGAAACAAAGAAUAAUUUUUCAAAUAGUUGUAUGAACGAAUCAGAGCAGCUAAUUAUGGCGAGUGUAAGAACACCAAAUCUGAAAACAAUUGAAUUCAUCGAAGACUGUUGUAAAUCAUCUCCACUGGUAGGAGAGUAUGCUGAUACUUUUGAGAGCAAAAUCAUUUCAAAUAUCAGCGAACCAUAUCUGGAUGAGCUGUGCAACCCUGAAAUUGAGCAAAAUACAACCUAUGAUGAAAUCAACUGCACAAAUAAAGUAUUAAAAAGGCUGUCGGAACAAUUUGCGGAAGCUCCAAAAAAAUUUACUGAACGGUUGUUGACUCUGUUUGAAGAAUCUAUGCUGCAAUCCUCAUUCGACAAACCAAGUAUAUCUGACGUUAGUUUGAACAGACUGACUGAGGAAUUCAGAAAAAUUUGUAUAGAACACUGCAAGCCGAUUGGCGAUGAGACAAUGCCUGACUUUGGUGUCAGUCAAUUACAAUCCUCUCUCCAAAUUGAUAAAUCUUCUACUAAUCAUACUUCACAGAGUACAAACACUAUCUAUAAAGGAAUGACCCCGUCUUUACAGAAUUUCACUAAACUUGGUGGGGGUAAAAAAAUUUAUCGCAAAACGCCAAGAAAAAUUUUUGAAAGUAACAGCACUCAUUUUGUAAGUUCUCCAAAUCUACAUAAGACCCAAAAUAAUGAAUCACCCUCUUUCAGACAUGUAGUGGCCAAUAGCAAAUAUGACAGUACAGCUACUUUUGAAUUGUUAGAAGACCUAUGCUAUGCUAUGUCACCCACUAAACAGAGUAAAUGUAAAUCACCAUAUGUCGAAAAAGCCUGCAGAGCCAGCUAUGAAGAUUUAGUUCGCAAAAGCGACGGUCAAAUGGCUUCUUUGGCUGAUAGCAUUAUUCUGAAUGAUGAAAAUGAAGACUUUGCUUCCAAGAACAAAGAAGCAUCAAUGAUAUUGCUUGACUGUGGAAAUGAUGACAAGGAAUUUAUCAGGAACUUGAUAUCCCCUUUGGUAAUCAAAAGUAAAGCACAAAAGGGCAAAGGUUUGCAGAAAUCAGACUCCUGUUACAAUGAGGCUCAUGAAGAGGCAUUUGAAGAGCUUCUAACGGCGCGUCUUGUAGAAAAGCGACGGAAGUGUUUCGAAGCAGCCAACAGGGGAUGUGAUACACAAACAGGUCCAAUUGUGAGCGAGAGUUCUAGAUCCUUACAACAAUCGUCACGAGUAAUAGAUGAAAGGGAAAUUACUAAUACCCCUGGCUAUGGUGCUGCGUUCUUCAGCACAUUAUCAGCUUGCAUAGAUUAUUUUGAUGACAUACGAAUCCUGCGCAACCAUAUAAAUUCCUUGUCAUGCAUUUCUGAGUGUUCUGAAGAAUCAGAGUCAAUGAAAAAAUCCAUGAUAGAUUCCAAGUCUCUGCAAUCUGUUGAGGCAUUCUUCCUGCCAAAAGACAACCUGACUCAAUCCCCAACUCGCAAAGCUUUCUCACAUGCUCGAACAGCAUUGCUUGAAACAAAUAAUACCUCAUUGACAUCAUCUAAACAAGAACCAGUUGAAUCGUUUUUAAAUUCAAAUGUAUCCCAAACUCCAUUUGCGAUAAAUAACACACUGAAUACCUCCUCUGGUCAAGUGCUAGCAGCAUCUAAACACCACAUUCUAACUGAUAGAAGGUCAAAAGUUGAUUCACCCAACUAUAAAGACAUAAUGAAUUCCAACUUACGUGAAAAUACACCAGCCAUUAUUGUAACCACCGACUCGCCGCAUAAAUGGAAUCAGCUAAAUUUUCAAGAUGAGAAUAUGAAAAUUGAUUGCAACAGAAAACUCGAGGUUUCUGACACAGAAACACCAAAGUCUAAGAACAAACAAAAAUACUUUUACACACCUGGCAAAACACCAACUACAGAAAAAAUGAAACCUCAAAAACGAUAUUUUUUCACUCCAACAGAAACAAAUUCGCUUAAAAGUUCACCUAUGACUUUUCGAACAGCAUCAGGAUUUUACAGGACGAAUUAUACUAAUGUUCAAAGCCCAGUUGCCAUGUACAUUAAAGGGACAAACCCGGAUUUAAUUAAAAAUGUGAAAGGUAAAACCAACGAAAGAAUGCUUACUCCAAGAUCACCAAUUCUAGCAAGAUCUCCAAACUGGUCACCAACUUCAGCAGAAUCCCGCCGACUGAAGUUUAGACUGACUCCAACAUCAAAAAGGGAGCAGGAGCCUCCAACUGAUAUUCUGAAUAUCGCGAUGUGUGAAAGUGGUCCUUUGUUGAACAUUGAUAGUGAAUGUAUGUCUAAUUCGUCAUUCCCAAAGAUCUUUUAUAAACCAGCACCUUCUGUAAAACUGAUUGAAGACGGAUCAGCUACUCCGCGCAAGCAGACUCCAAAAUCUCGUGUACAUGGAACAGACAAUAAGAUAAUAUAUCGCCACGAAGAUCCAAUUUAAUCGGGAUGCCAGUGGUACAACAAAAAUCUGUUCAGUGACUCGAGGGAUCGAUGUUGCAUCGAGAAGCAACAUCAUCAUAAUAUGCUAUGUUUUUUAUUUUAUUAAUUAUAUAUUUUUUCUUAAACAAACUGUCAUGUAUUUUUUUUAUGUAUUCACAUUUAUUCGCAAUGCAUUAUUAUCAUUUUCUUUUUUAGUUCACUUGGUAGGUCUGUAGUCCUGAUAACCAAAACUUAGUGCCUGAGUUAAACUGCGAAUAUGCAGAACUGUGAUAAGAGAUUUUGGUCGAUGAAAGAUAGUUUUAUGUUCUAUGUAUAUCCUAUUGCUUUUGUGUAGAUGUAAGUUGGGGAGUUUUUUUUGAAACACAAAAGGUUGUUAUACUUUAUUUUUUAAAUUUUGUACUCUUGAUACCUGAAGUUUUGUGCCUGAGUAGAAGUAAAAAAAUUAUAUUAUCAUCUCAGGGAAUAUUGUGAGUCGUAGCUAUUUAGUUGCUAAAUAAUACCUGCAUUCCAGUACUAUAUCACCUGUAGUAUAUAAAUAUUACUGAAACAACAAGGAUUAAUUCUUUUUGUCAAUUAACAUGAAUAAAGAAUUUUUUAAAGACAGAUUCUCUCUUCUCGUCACCCUUGUACGUACAGUAAUUUUUUGUACUGUUGAAUUGAAGUUAUAAAAUUGAGAUGUAACCGCAUCCUCACACUUCAUAAUUAGCUUUAGAAAAUAUUAAUAAAUGAUCAAGGUAAAUAUAGACAUAAACAAAGUUCUAUUAUUGCGAGCGCAACAUGCGGAUCCUAACCGACAUCUAAUUUGUAUGCAACUAACUAUUGCAAAAAUUUUGUGCACAGGACGUGUUAAAUCAGCGAAAAAAACGAAAGAACCAAGCGAUGCCAGCAGCAAAA